AUGUCAUCUCAGGAACCCCAGAUCUCUGAGUUCUUGGCGCUCUGCAAUGUUUCGAUUCGAGAUGAUAUUCCAAAAACUAAGCUUGAAAAAGUCUUGAAAUCACAUCCGUUUAUACCCAUUCCCGGAGCACUCAACCUUCGCACAAUCUCAUCUCCAUCUCUCCCACCGAAUCUCAUCUUUCGCUCAGGUACCCUCUCCCAUCUAUCUGCAAGCGCGCUUGCACCACUCAAAGACACGUACAAUAUCACAACCAUAUUCGACUUGCGAAGCUUUGAAGAGAGGGAGAAAUCUCCGACUCCAGAGAUUCCUGGCAUCGAAAACGUAUGGAUACCUAAUACGCUGGUAGUCGACUCGCGCUUUCAAGGCGCUGGUGCUGUGACUAGCACUAUGAUUGUGGAAGAAAAUCCAGAGCCAGUAACGGUACGCAUAGAUCCUGCGGAUUUUGUAGCGAAUGAUGGCAAAGAUGGCUUUCUCAAGAUGUAUGGAGAGAUCUUGGAAAGUCAUAGACAUGCGUACAAGGCUGUAUUUAAGACUUUGAGAGAUGGCCACGGUAGAGUGUUGUUUCAUUGUACUGCCGGCAAAGAUCGCACUGGUAUGCUCUCAGCUCUGAUACUGGCUCUAAGCGGCGCUUCUCGUGAAGUAAUUGCAGAAGACUAUGUCCUUACUAGAAUCGGACUUGAGCCGUUCCGUACGAGCCUCACGGAAGUUCUUCUGAAACAAAUGGGAAGAGAGCCCAAUCAUGAUUUAUUCGAAGAGCCGGGAAUGGAAACCAUGUGUACAAUCAAAGGAGUAAUAAUCCUUUGGGUACUUGAGUGGAUGGAUGAGAAGUGGGCAAGCGUGCAAGAGGAUGAAUACGCGCCGGAUUCACUUUAUCCUGGAGUUGAUGGCUAUUUGAGAAAGGAAUUGGGCUUUCAUGAGACAGACGUUGAAAGAAUUCGGACGCAGGUAAGAUCUGGCGCCGAUUUGACAGGAUAGUAAGGUGCUCGGCUGGAAAAAGUAAAAUACCGACAAAUACGUUCACUUCAAAAUUGUUAAAUAUAUCUGAUCUAUAUUAGAAGG
This is a messenger RNA of Mollisia scopiformis, 1059 nucleotides long. RefSeq lists its product as uncharacterized. The record is from RefSeq and is a predicted model, not a curated record. Gene Ontology annotation, biological process: dephosphorylation. NCBI's taxonomy places the organism in Eukaryota, Fungi, Ascomycota, Leotiomycetes, Helotiales, Mollisiaceae. Bases 1 to 975 code for a protein of 324 amino acids. Gene Ontology annotation, molecular function: phosphoprotein phosphatase activity. The transcript is spliced from 2 exons.